Plasmodium fragile is the source of this 2130-nucleotide messenger RNA. RefSeq lists its product as uncharacterized. The record is from RefSeq and is a predicted model, not a curated record. The coding region runs from base 1 to 2130 and encodes 709 amino acids. Gene Ontology annotation, molecular function: nuclear import signal receptor activity. Gene Ontology annotation, biological process: NLS-bearing protein import into nucleus. Lineage: Eukaryota; Apicomplexa; Aconoidasida; Haemosporida; Plasmodiidae. Gene Ontology annotation, cellular component: nucleus. The transcript has a single exon.
AUGGAUAACCCAAAUUUCAACAACCCCUCUUCUUGUGUAAACAUGUCAUUCUUUUUAAAUAACAAUAAGAACGUGAACGAUGUGAAUAUGAUGAGCAAUGAGAAUAAUGAUAAUAAUAAUUGUAAUAGUAGCUUUAUGCAUAAUGGGCAGGGACAAAACAAUGAUGCCUUUAACCAGUUAAACAAAAAUGAUGCAUCCAUUGACAUACUAGUCAACCAAAUGGAAAAUGCAUUUUCCAUAAGCACAGAUAUUAUAAAGAAUGUCAGUAAUCUCCUUGAAAGUACAAAGGUGGAGGAAAAAAUAAAAGGAAUUCGCUUGGUAUAUGCCUCAUUACAUUACAAGUAUAAAAAUAAUUCAGAUUACAAGAAGAAUUUGUUGAACAGGGGUUGUGUCAUGUUAAAUACGCAAGAGAAAAAUAACGUAGACAAUAUCGAUUCGGAUGGAACAAACAAUAAUGCCAAUGCACACCAGAAUGGCUAUCCUAACUUUUUAGCCACCAAUUAUAAUGGAGACACCGUUGGGAUGUUUUCCACCAAAAAUGACACAAGUAAUGGGAUAAACGGGAACGAUGGCACUGCCGGCAGCUGCAGCAUUGGUACUGUUGGAAGUAGCAACCCCAGUGGUAAUGCGCAGACACAAGCCCAGCACAGUAAUGGACUGCUAAAUAGCUACCCAGGCAAUGAUCAAAUCAAUUUAAAGGUCCUAAACUCAAUGAUCUUUGCAAACUAUAAAAGUAUAAACAACGUAGAUGAGUACUUUGAUCUGCUGGACAAAUGCCUAACAAGGGAAAACGUCAUUGAUAUAAAUCUGAGUGACAUAUUCGAAAUGAACAUUAUUAAUAUUAUAAAGGCUUUACUGUACAAUUAUAUAUUCCAUAAUGAUGAAAUAAUCGUGGAGGCAUUAACCCUUUUGAUUAUCAUUUUUGGCUGCUGCGGGUCAGGCGAGAAAAUCAAACAAGAUGUAGUAGAUGAACUGUACACAUGUUCUGUGUACAUGCUAAAAAAUAUUUGUCAAAAGUCAUGUGAAAAGGUGUUCACACCAUUAAUUGUGCAGUUAAUCAUAUCACUCCUGAGGACCAUACUGAUAUACGACAUAACAAAAUUGAAAAACGACUUGAUAGACAAUAAGGGCAUUGUGGAGAUUCUACUAAAAGCAGUAGAAAAUAUUCCUAAUUUGAAUGGAGUGCGUGUUUGCUACACCCUAGUUGUGUAUGGAUUGAAAAUGUUCUAUGUGUCCACAUGCCAAAUAUAUGAAAAGUCCUUUUUAAGGGAACUUGAAAUUAUCACCAAUUAUUUAUCCACUUGUAUCAAAAUGAAUGACGAACGAGUUUUGUUCCUGACGAGCUCUACCUGUAUUACCAUUUGUGAAAACCAAAUAGGUAUAGACGUUUUACUCAAGACGGACAUACUGCACAACGCGGUAAUAUUGUGUGAGUCGGCUAACCCGGACCUCGCUUUUGAAGCCUUGUCCAUUAUCUCCAAAAUAGCGUACGCAGCUAACCACCAGCAGAUCUGUAUCCUUAUCUCAUGCAAUGUCAUUAAAGCGUUGAAAAAGAUACUAAAUAAUAUGAAAAUCAAACCUGGGGCACGUGCACGGGCAUGCAACGCGUUAGGGAACAUAGGAUGCGAAACGGCGUCAGAGGUGGAAUUGCUAAUCAAAAAUGAUGUCUUCCCAUUACUGGUAGAUAUUUUUCAAACGGAUAAUGACUUUAACACGAAAAUUGAAGCGGCAUACGCUGUUUGCGCGUGUUUGUCUAAAGCCAACCAAAAACAGGUCGGGUAUAUCAUUUCCUGUACUGCCACGACCAACCGGUUGGGACAAAACAUUUGUAUGCAACUCAUUGCAGAUAUGUUGGAAUUAGUUAGUGAGUCGGAUCCUAUGAAUAAUGGAAGUGUCAAAUUGUGUAAGAGCAUUUUGAGAGGACUUGAAAAUAUUUUAGAUAAGGGCGAUGAUGAAACACGCGAUUUGUCCCUAUGGGAGAAUCCAUAUGUUUUUAUGUUUAAGGAAGUGCAGGGAGAUAUUAAGCUCUUCCAGAUGCAGUUCUUUCCCGAGUAUUACGUCGUCAACAAAACGUACGACAUACUCGCCAAGUACUUCUCCUUGACAUCCACUUGGAACAAUAGAAAAUGA